AGAUAAGUACAAAAAAAAAAAAAAUAAUCCUGAGUUUAAAAAAAAAAAAACUGUUUUCAAAAUGAAAUACUAUUUAAUUAUACUUGUUUUUGUUGCUUUACUGGCAAACAAUAAUUCAAUUGCUCAGAGAUCAGUUGGUGGCAGAGGAAUUUUACGACGAAACUACACUGGAAAGAAGCCAGUUUUAAUCCAACAUCGCACUCAAGAUGCAGUGAAUUAUUAUGACCAUGAAAAUGGUGCAAAGAUUAUAAAAUCCUCACAUUUCGAACUGGACUAUACGCUUGGAAGGAAAAUAACAUUUUUCUGUAUGGCACAGGGUCAACCAAGACCAACGAUUACUUGGUUCAAGGAUGGUGCAGAGCUUUACCAACAUCGAUUCUUCCAGGUCCAUGAAUCCAUGGUCGAUAGUGACAUAAUCAAAUCCAAAAUGGAAAUAGAUCCAACAACACAAAUGGAUGCAGGAUAUUAUGAGUGCCAAGCGGAUAACAUUUACGCAAUCGAUCGAAGAGGAUUUCGAACUGAUUACGUGAUGAUUAACUUCUAAAUCUUUCUAAAACAUAGUAUAAUUUCGAGAACAAUAUUAGGCUUAAUACAAAAACAACAACAAAAACAAUUAAAUUAUAAUAUUAUUUUUUUUUAUUGUAGUAAUAUAUUAAUUUGGUUCAUCAAACUUGCCACCCGA
Molecule: messenger RNA, 682 nt
Organism: Episyrphus balteatus (marmalade hoverfly)
Lineage: Eukaryota; Metazoa; Arthropoda; Insecta; Diptera; Syrphidae
Product: immunoglobulin domain-containing protein oig-4
Exons: 6
Coding region: 62-544 (160 amino acids)
Source: RefSeq, a predicted model, not a curated record